CGCUGGUUUCCCGUAAGUGGCAUAAAGAAGAAAAAGAGAGGAGAUGGAUCUUUUCACCCUGCUGGCCCUGAUGUUCCUGCUGCCAGCAGCAGCUGCUGAAGAGAUUGUUAAGUUUGUUGGAGAUGAUGUGAUUCUGAGGUGUGAGGCUGGUGACGGCUUCAUCAGAGCUGUGGAGUGGACCAGACCUGACCUGAAGGAAGGAGAGUACGCCCUCUUUUACAGAGAUGGACGCUCAAUACCAACGGAGCAGCAUGAGUCCUUCAGGGACAGGGUGCAGCUGGUGGACAGACAGCCACAGGACAGAAACGUGUCUUUAAUUCUGAAGAACGUGACGAACAACGAUGCUGGAACGUACGAGUGUCGAGUUUAUCUGGGUGGUUCAAGACGAAAGAAGAGAGCCGCCUUCAAGGGAGAGCUAUUCCAAACAAUCGGUCUGACGGUCAAAGACAGAGAGACCGUUAACCUAACAGUUUCUCCUGGAGAUAAUGUGACUCUGAGGUGUGAGGCUGGUGACGGCGUCAUCAAAGCUGUGGAGUGGACCAGACCUGACCUGAAGAAAGGAGAGUGCGUCCUCCUUUACACCGAUGGACACACAGACCUAACGUACCAGCAUGAGUCCUUCAGGGACAGGGUGCAGCUGGUGGACAGACAGCUACAGGACAGAGACGUGUCUUUAAUUCUGAAGAACGUGACGACCAACGAUGCUGGAACGUACGAGUGUCGAGUUGCUCUGGGCGCUUCAAGACGAAAGAAGAGAGGCGUCCUUGAUGAGGAGCCGAUCAGGGUCAUCCAUCUGAAGGUCAUAGACAGAGAUUCUCCUGAUGGAAUCCAUAUUAAUGGAUGGAGUAGGAAGGUUGGAGUGGGGUUAGGUGUUGCUGCUGGUGUUGCUGCUGGUGUGCUGGUUUCUGGCAUUGGAUAUCUUAUCUGGAAACACAACCAAGCAAAGGCAGAGAGAUUCCCACCUGAAGAUGUCACCUUUGAAGAGUGGUGGAGCGCCUGAUGGCAAAGUGGUCCCAGAGGAGGGUCAGACUAAACAUGAUUGUAACGAGUAAAUGUGAUCAGUUUGGUCCUGGAUGUAUCAAAGAGGACUGGAAACUUUUCUACACAAAGUGAUGACAGAGAGAACAGAAUGUCUCCAGGUCCGCUGUGCAGAGGUCUUUUCAAUUCAAUUCAGUUCAAACAACUUUGCUCUUAGAAACAGUAAAAUAAUUCAGUUUACGCAGUACAAUAUACUGUGUGUUUUUGUCAAACUUGAGUGCAGAGUGAAACAUUGUAUCUAAAUACUUGUAUGUCUCCACAAUCUCCACAUUGUGCAAAUGUCCCGCUAUAUUAUAUAUAUAUACAAAGUCGUGAUAUUGGUGCCCUUAGAUAGUGUAGUCCUGCGUUGUGGAAUGAGGUGGAGGAGACAAUAGUGACAUGCAACAGACCAGUAGCACAGUGCUAAUAGGUAAUAGCUAACAGUUAGCUCUGUAGCAGUACAGUGUGUAUGUGCUGCAGCAGUAUAUGUUCACUUAGCGAUCUCUGUUAGUUUACGACAAGCACCAGACACACUGUGCAUAAUUAGCGAUGCUGGUUUGUUUACAAUCAGCGGCAGCCGCAGUGAGCAGUAAUUGGAUGACUGUCAGACCAAGUGGCAGGUGUGUAUUAAAAGUCACGUGGGACGUCAAAUAUUCCGACUUGCCGGGAUGUCCCGUUCAUAGUGGUCCCGCUUCCAACAGUCCCACCAAUGUUCCUCCUCUGUGACCUCUGGAGGCGGAAAAUUGGUGGGAUCAUUUGAUCCCGGCAUCCCGCUUUGGGCAUGUUCAUAGUGGAGGCGAGACAUUACAGAGCCGUAAAUGUCCCGGCAUGAAACGGCACUAUGAAAGGGGCUACAGAUUAACUCCUUGGUCUUUGUCACGUUUAAGUCCAGGUAGUUAUCAUCGCACCAUUCCACAAAUGGAGAUAAUGCACAGCCAUGACUGAUCUUUAACUGCUAAUGUAUGUAAUGUGUGUUUCAGGUCAGGAUGAUAACAGUUUAUCAGUUAUAUUUUUUCCCGGUCAUAUAAUGGCCACUUUGUAUAUGUGAAUAUAUCAGCAGCUGAUGCUAUAAAGGAUCUAAUCCUGCGUGACUGCAGUGGAUGCAGAUCAGAACCAAAAAAUAUUUACUGAGAAAAUUAGAAAAUCAGUUCAGUCAGAAAAAGAGUUCUAAAAAAUCACAAGACAGAAUUACUCAUACUGUUCUGUUCAGACACAGUGAUGUCUCAGGCUUUUAUUUUGAAUAUAUAUUGUUAAAAUAAUCUGAUUAUUUUGUCUAUUUUGUCUGUCCCUGGUGUCUGUCUCUGUGCGUGAUGCAGGUCACUAUCAAAGGUCAGCCUUGUAUUGGCAAUAUCUAUCUCUAUGCAUUUAUAUUAAUCAGGCAAUAUGAUUUUGAUACAAUGAUUAUGUUUGUGUGUUAAUGUUGAUUUAGAAACUGUGAUUACUUUGAUUACAUAUAUUCCAUUUGCUUAAACUGGUUAAGAUUCUAUAAUCACAAAAAAUAUUAUUGUCUGUUUUAUAUUUUUUAGACUUUAAAAUAACAAGUAGACAUUGAAGAAUCUUUUGGCUCCUGUUAUAUCUCUGUAGAACAUAACAAGGCAGAAUGUCCGUCAUAACAAGUUUGUUAGCAGGUCAGCAUGGCUUUGCUCUGGGCAGCAUUGAUUGUAUUCCCAGGAGGCCUGACGUUUGACUGUAUGGAUGAAAACUGGCGAAUCAGCGGAUGAAGAAGGCGGAACUUCCUGGAAGAAAUCCGCCAGCAUAUUUUGUAAACAACUG
Messenger RNA from Centropristis striata (black sea bass), 2790 nucleotides. RefSeq names its product signal-regulatory protein beta-2-like. The transcript is spliced from 4 exons. The record is from RefSeq and is a predicted model, not a curated record. Gene Ontology annotation, cellular component: external side of plasma membrane. The coding region runs from base 44 to 1000 and encodes 318 amino acids. Gene Ontology annotation, biological process: T cell costimulation; positive regulation of T cell proliferation; immune response. NCBI's taxonomy places the organism in Eukaryota, Metazoa, Chordata, Actinopteri, Perciformes, Serranidae.